AAAAAAAUCAAAGCACUUGACGCUUCUGAGCAGGUGUGUCAUUGCCAGACGGUCCCUGACUGAGGUGGGAGUUUCUCUUGUUUGGUGUUGGAUAAAAAAAAACAACCCAGCAGUAUCUUCAUCAUCAUCUUCAGCAGCAGCAGCAGCAGCAGACGCCAGCGAUCAGGAGUGAGCUCUCCGAGGUAUGGUCGAGUGCUAAUGGCGCAGCCGCCGUUUGCGACGAGAGCACUCCCUGUGGAGGGGAGCGCCGUGGAGCUCAGUGUUCUCGGCUUCCUGGAAUCCUUAAAGGAAGACAACAGCACGGCCGAGAUAUGCUAUCACUCCCAUUCCCGCAGCAGCGUCCUGCAGGGCCUGCCGUUUGGAGGGGUGCCCACAGUUCUCACCAUCAACGUGUUGCUCUGGAUGUUGUUCUUGCUCGUCUUCUCCUGUCUGAGGAAGGCUGCCUGGGACUACGGCCGUCUGGCCCUGCUCAUGGAGAAUGACAGUCUCACGUCCCUCUUCUAUGGAGAACCCAGUGAGAAAGAGAAGUCUCCGUCAGAGUCCAGCCCGUCUGACUCCGAGACCAAGGACAUGGGCUUCUGCUCGUGGCUCUCAUCACUCUACCAUAUGAAGGAUGAGGAGAUCCGCAGCAAAUGUGGCAUCGACGCUGUCACGUACCUGUCCUUCCAGCGCCACAUCAUCCUGCUCAUGACUGUCGUGUGCUUGCUGUCUUUGGCUGUGAUCCUGCCCGUCAACCUUUCCGGGAACCUCCUGGGCGAUAAUCCAGAGAACUUUGGACGGACAACGCUGGCUAACGUCGGCGCUAAGGACAACUUUCUGUGGCUCCACAGCGUCUUUGCUCUGGUUUACUUCGUCCUCACGCUGCUGUGCAUGGCUCACCACUCGAUACGGCUGGAGUACAGGGAGGAUGAGAAGGUGGCAAGGACGCUGAUGAUCACCUGCAUACCCAGAGAGAUCUCCGACCCAGGACUGAUCACCAAACAUUUACACGAGGCGUACCCCAGCUGUACGGUCACCGACCUCCGUUUCUGCUUCGACGUGCACAAGCUGAUGAGGUUGGACCUCGAGAGGCGUAAAGCGAUGAAAGGCAGACUCUACUUUGCCACGAAGGCCCAGAAAGAGGGGAAGAUCAUGAUCAAGACCCAUCCGUGUGCGCAGAUCUUCUGCUGUGACGUUUGUGGCUUCGAAAAGGUGGACGCAGAGCAGUACUACAGUGAACUGGAAGAAAAGUGGACCGACGAGUUCAACGCGGAGAAAAACCGCAUCUCCAUGAGGAGGCUGGGCAUCGCCUUUGUGACUUUCCGCGACGAGAGGAUGACCGCCGUGAUCGUGAAGGACUUCAGUCGCGUGCACUGCCGACGCAGACCCCAGCAGUCCAGCAUCACCACGGUGGUGCAGUCUCACAAAUGGGGGGUCAGCUAUGCACCUGCUCCCAGUGACAUCAUCUGGGAAAACCUGUCCGUGUGUGGAUCUCGCUGGUGGCUCCGCUGUGUCCUCCUCAACAUCCUCCUCUUCCUGCUGCUCUUCUUCCUCACCACGCCCGCCAUCAUUGUCAACACCAUGGACAAGUUCAACGUCACCAAGCCCGUAGAGAGCCUGCGGAGCCCUGUCAUUACCCAGUUCUUCCCAACCCUCCUGCUGUGGGCGUUUUCAGUUCUCCUGCCCUUCAUCGUCUACUACUCGGCCUUCUUUGAGUCCCACUGGACCAGAUCUGGUGAGAACCAAGUCACGAUGCACAAGUGCUUUUUACUGCUGGUCUUCAUGGUCAUCAUACUGCCCUCCCUUGGUCUGUCCAGCCUCGACCUUUUCUUCACCUGGCUCUUCGAUGUCCACUUCCUGGACGAGAGGGACAUCAAGUUCCAGUGCGUGUUCCUCCCCGACAACGGCGCGUUCUUCGUCAAUUACGUGAUCACGUCCAGCCUGAUCGGCACGUCCAUGGAGCUGCUCCGCGUCCCGGCGCUGACGGUCUACGCCCUGCGGCUCUGCUUCGCCAAGUCGCAGGCGGAGCGGAUUCACGUCAAGCGGAGUCAGGCCUAUGAGUUCCAGUUUGGCCUGGAGUACGCCUGGACCAUGUGUAUCUGCGCAGUCACUAUGACCUACAGCAUCACGUGUCCCAUCAUCACUCCCUUCGGUCUGCUCUAUGUGAUCCUGAAGCACAUGGUCGACCGUUACAACAUCUAUUAUGCAUACGUUCCCACCAAACUCAACCAGCGGAUCCACAGAGCAGCCAUCAGCCAGGUCAUCAUGGCUCCUCUUCUCUGCAUGUUCUGGCUACUCUUCUUUUCCGUGCUCAAAUUAGGUCCUUUGCACCCCAUCACCCUCUUCACCUCUGUGUCCCUGCUCUCCUGUAUCGUCUUCUCCCUCUUCCGCUUGUGCCUUAGGAAGCGACCAGACAAGUCAUCGAGCUACCAGAUGUCUGAUCAGCCAGUGGAGGGUGCAUUCACUGAUGCAGACAGAAGUACUGUAACGUCCACCACUGCCUCCAAUCUGUUUGUGGCGUCUGUGCUACUGGAGCCAGAGCUGGCUUUGACUCCGAUGCCCUCCCCGGCUCACCAUAGCUACGGCGCGAUUGCCAGCCCCCAGGAUUCGAGCCACAACCCAGUGGAGGAAGAGGAGUGUGAGGAAGACCAUGCCCGGACCCAUGAGACUGAGCUCCAAGACCCACCAGACCUGUGCUGCUCUAGUCCACUCAUGGACACUCCUGUAGGCUACCAGUAACACCAGAAUUACUCAAGCUGAUUUCCAUGUGUUCCCUCACCCAGGAAAACACAAAACAUAGACCUCAGACUCUAAUUUAGCUGCCUCAGAUGCUGAGAUUAACCUGGGCUUGUCAGAUAUGGUGGCGAACAUAAAAGGAAGGAAUGGAGCUUAAGAAUACAGGAGCAGGAUCCAAAUUAACAUCACCUCUCUUAAUAUGUCAAAUGGACAUGAACCGCCCAUCAAUCAUUAUCAAAGAACUUUAACAUACAGAUCAUUUUAGUUGACUUUGUGGAUGCUGAGUCGCUGAGAUUCCACCCUUGUCUAUGGCUUUAUUUGCAAGUAAAAAGGUUAAAAUGCCUCCGUCAGAGAUACUGUGUUCAUGCCGUGCCACUUGGACAUGAGUGGAAGUGAAAGUGUUUAUCAGAGUGGGUGGUGUGAACAGGCUUGCCCCGACAGACUGACAUGAGUGAUAUCUGGUUCCUUGGUAGCGGAGCUUGGGGGAGGGUGAGGGUGAGGGCAGCUCUAUGCGAAGCCAUCUGCAGCGAGAGAGCAGACAGACGGAGGGCCCGGUCUAAGUCAGAGAUGUACUGUAAUAAAUGUACGCUCUCUCCAUGGAGGCACAAGCAGCUUGUCUGCACCCGAAGCUUGUCGUAACUUUUAUCGAUUGCUAUUUUUGCUACAGUAUUUUUGGUGUAAUUGAUAUCGUGCUUUGGGUUUGAAGCAGCCGCCACUUGAUGUUUGGCCAAGGAUUUCCAGAGUUGUCCAAUAUAAUCGGUGUAUUCCUGUGUAUGUGAUACAAUUGUUGGUUUAUUUAUUCAUUUAUUUAGAAUUAAUUGUUGUUUU
Solea solea (common sole) is the source of this 3543-nucleotide messenger RNA. It is a transcript of the gene tmem63c, whose product is annotated as transmembrane protein 63C. The transcript has 23 exons. The record is from RefSeq and is a predicted model, not a curated record. Gene Ontology annotation, cellular component: plasma membrane. Bases 199 to 2718 code for a protein of 839 amino acids. NCBI's taxonomy places the organism in Eukaryota, Metazoa, Chordata, Actinopteri, Pleuronectiformes, Soleidae. Gene Ontology annotation, molecular function: calcium-activated cation channel activity.